Molecule: messenger RNA, 7867 nt
Organism: Petromyzon marinus (sea lamprey)
Lineage: Eukaryota; Metazoa; Chordata; Hyperoartia; Petromyzontiformes; Petromyzontidae
Source: RefSeq, a predicted model, not a curated record
GUAUCAUCAUCAUCAGCAGGAUCAGCAGCUGCUAAACAUGGGGAGCGAAGGCGCAGGGCCGCCCCGCACCAAGCGCCUCUCCGCGACCGACCCGCUGGCGCCGCUCGCCCCCCGCGACGACGACCUCCGGCGCGCCGCCUCGGCGGAGUCGGACCCCGGGGAGCGGCCUCGUGUGCCGGUCGGGCACCCUGGCCCUGGCAACGACGGCGCCGGCGAGGGCCGUACGCGAAUCGUAGGGGCUGCGCCAUCGCCGCCCGAAGGCCCCGCAGGGCGGCCCCGGCCACGGUCACUCCCCGUCGCCGUGGAGGUCCGGAACGGGGCCCGGGAGAGGGACACGGCGGCGGCGCCGGCGGAGCGAGCGAGGGCCCCGCGGACAUGCAGCGGCAGCCUGGACUCGCUGGAGGAGGAGCUGGCGCGGAUCCAGCGGCACGACAUGGUGGAGGACAGCAGCGAAGGAACGCCGUCGCCGCUCCCGCGACUUCUGCAGGGUCUGGCGAGCGGCCGCGACCCACGGGGCUAUGGGCCUCCCGCCGCCCCCAUCGACGGGAGGGAGAGGGACGAGGAGGAGGACCUGAUACGCAAAGUCCUGCGGUUGACCACCGGCGGGGGAACGGCGGCGGCGGGCGACGCCGGAGGCUGUUCGGGGGCGGUGAAACUCGGCCCCUGCAAGGACGGCGAGAGCGCGAGCUCCGUGAGCAGCCCCGGCGAGAGCCUGCGCUUCGACAGGGAGCCCGAGAGCCUGGGCAGCAGCCCCGACGACCGAUCGCCGGGGAACGGCUCGUCCAGCUGCCUCCCUCUGUCAAGCCGCACGGCCGGGAGCGCCACGUCGCCCUCCGUCUCCUCGCUCGAGGACGACAGCGACGCCAGCCCGGGCUGCCGCGGCGUCAGCGCUGGCGCCGUCGUCGGCGGAGGGAGGGCACCGGACGACGAGGUCGGCAUGCCCAGGAAGAACCGCUCGCACUCGCAGAACCAGCAGCCGCCCGCGAUUGUAGAUUCGUCUGAGGAGGAGGAGGAGGCGCUCGAGGGGCGGGUGGCGCCGCGCGAGCAGGAGGGGCUUCAGGAAGCCGAGCUGCCGCAGCAGCAGCAGCAGCAGCGCAGGAGCGCCGGAAGGAGGUCCAAGCGCGAGCGCGAGGACCUGAGGGCCCAGCGGCGAAGGCAACGGUCGCGCGCGUCGCCCAGCAACCUGUCGCCCAUCGAGGACGCGUCGCCGACCGAGGAGCUGCGGCAGGCAGCCGAGAUGGAGGAGCUGCGGCGCUCCUCCUGCUCCGAGUACUCGCCCAGCAUCGAGUCGGAGCCCGAGGGCUUCGAGUCGUAUGCUGAGAAGAUCUACCGCCUGCAGGAGGAGUUCAAGCAGCUGACGUCCAUCAACCGCAGUGCCAGCCACGAGGGCUCCGAGUCGUACGCGGCGCGGAGCCGCGUGUCGUCCGAGCGCGUGCUCAAGAGUGCCGAGGAGGCAUACGAGGAGAUGAUGAUAAAGUCGCGGGCUCGGCCGAUGGACGAUGGCAGUGUCGGCGACGGUCCGAAGGUGGUGGUGGAGGCGACGAUCCCCGGCUGCGCUGGAGCCUUGCCAUGCGCUACAGGAGGCGGAGAUACUGGCCCCGACGACGCCGGCCCUGGCGAUGCGUGGCACGGAAUAUCGGGGAGGCCCUACAGGGAGGAGACGGGUGGUGACGCAGUGUUCGACUUCAGCCGGAGUCGCGAGCUUCGGGCAUGCGGGGAAGCGACGAGCACCGCGACGCCAACCAUGUUGGCGGCGACAGGGAGCGCCACGGAUUACCUGGGCACAAGGUAUGGCUACAGCGACCUGCUGGGCGACGUUCCCCCUCUGCUCACGCCCGGCAUCAGCCCGACGCAGCUGGCUUCGCCAUCGCCUGCCUCUCGCAGGCAAGGAAGGCCGGGCGACGUUGUGAACCUGUCCUGCGGCGCCGGCGCCACGAUUCCCGCCGCCAGGCCGCACGUCGCCACCGCCGUCGCCUUCCCGGCCAUUCCCGCUGUGCGAAUAACUCAGCACUUUACCGACCAUGAGGACGGCGCCGGCACCGCUGGAUCAGCGGAGGCGUUGCCGGAGGCCGACUCGCAGCACGACUACCGACCCAUGGCCUCGGACAUAACCGUCACUACUCACACCGUCCCGUGUUCAGCCUCUCCUUCGUCGGCACAGCAGCAGCAGCUGGUGACAGCACCGGCCGUUGCCGAGGACGUGCGCUUGACAAGCUCGUUGGGUUACCGGCAGGAGCCACAGGUGCCCAUCUCUUCGAGUGUUAAGCAGCCGCCGCCACUUUUAAGGAGCUCUAGCCACGACCUCUCGUUCACCGUGGGCAAUGAUGCAAUGGAGGAGGCCUCCCUCCUGCACAAUUUGUCCAGCUUCAGCCAGGGUGCUGGUGGCGGUGCUGGCAGCAGACGUGGCUCCUCCGUCGACGCGGAGUUCUACUUUUCCUCCGAGCUGAACCCCAUGGCGCUGCUGUACGACGCAGGGGAAUCUGUCGACCACGUGAUAUCAAGGCCUCCGACGGCGUCCUCUGCACCGUGCUCACGGGCCUCGGGCGAAGAGCCUGGCGCCCCAUGGAGGGCCUUCGCUCGCCCGCAAGCCUGCCAAUGGCCGGAUGAUGGAUUUGGCCAGAGGGGGGAGGUUGAGGAGGAGGAGGAGGCCAGAUGCGGCAGGGUGAAGUCUCGGGUCGUCGACCUGCGCAUGCUCAAGACGCCGCCGCUCAUCAUGACGGACCAGGGCGUGGACCUGACGUCGUUUGCCACGGAGAGCCGGCGCUUUGGCGGCGAUAACAUUGGUGCCGGCGCCGUCAACAAGCCAGGCAGCGUGGUGAAGCCGGGGAUCGUGAACCUGAGCGCGCUGGAUUUGAACACGAGCCAGAGCCAGAGCCAGAAGGUGACGGUCGUGAACCGUGGCACGAACGUGCCCACAAAUUACAAAGUGGCCGCCAGGCCUGUGCCGUCGCCGCAUGAUGUCACCCCCGCCACCACCACCACUACCAGCAACAGCAGCAACAGCAUCAGCAAGCCAUUAAACCUGGCCCAGAACGCAUCGACCACCACUGUGGCGCCGACGAACGGGCCGGCGUUCGGUCUCACCAUCACCGCCGGUCCCUCGGUGAAGGCCGCAGCAGCGCCCAGUGCGGAGGCGUCGCGGGCAGAGCGGGCCGAGCGACGCCUCGGCGCCGCUGGCCAGCCAGAGCACAACGGCCGCCCGAACGGCACGGUGGGAGGCGGGCGUGGCCCGGGCCCGAGGAUCGCGGCCGCGUCUCCGGACGGGAGGCCCGACGAGGCGGCGAGCGGCCUCUCGCGGCCGGGGGAGGGCCCGGCGGAUCUCGUCCGGGGCGGCGACGGGAAGCGAGCGACGUGCUGCGACGUCGUCUACCACUUCCCAUUCCUCCGCUCGCCCUCGCUCUGGGGGAAGCCACCAUCAGCUUCGUCGCCGCCGCCUGCCAUCGCGGUGCAGGGGAAGGCCGAUCUCCUCCGCCGGCACGAAUCCGCGAGUGCCUACCACUGCUUCCCGCUUGGCCCCCUGCGCUCCUCCUUCUCCGACACCAACCUGGCGAGCAUCGGCGACUACGGCAGCUGCCCUUUCAGGUACGACGGCGCGGGGACGGGCAAGGUCAUGGACCUGACGGCCAAGAACGGCUUUGUGGCGCGAGGCAGCCUCCUGUCGGGCGAUGUCGGCCUGGGCGCCAAGUUCGCCCUUGGGGCGUACACUGAGUGCGGUCUGAGGCCCAUGCGGCGAUACAACUCGGACCACGCCAUUUCCAAGAUGGAGUGUGACAAUGGCAGCGGCGGCCGCGGCGCAUCCAGGGAGGCGCACGUGGACUGCCAAUCAACCGAGGAGACCAUCCGGGAGAUCAACAAGCUGUGCACGGAACUCACCUCGCUCCAGCGCGAGUGGUUGACCUACAGCGACGGCAAGGGCGCAGCACCGACGAGCCAGCUCACCCUUGCCGGCUACGGCGUGGGUGCCCCGGCGCUGAACGCGCUGGCGGCGGCGGUGCCGUCCGAGGUUGCAGAUUACCUGGUGCCCGCUGUCCCCGUAACCGCGCAGCCGUCAUCCAUCAUGGGCCCUCUGGGCGCCGCUGGCUACCGGAACGGGGCGACCGGCCACAUGGAAGCGGCGCCGAACUUUGAGGACUUCCUGCCAACGGUUGUGCAGCAGCAGCAGUGGCGGAGGGGGUCGGGGUCACGGAGUUUCUCGGCGGUGCUGGCCGGUGCCGGCACCCAGGCAUAUUCCCCCGACGCCGUCACCGCCACCGUGAAGACCGCCAGCAGCCACCUGGGCUACGGCAUCCCUCAGCUGUGCACGGCAGCGGCGGUGGCCGUGGCGGGCCCGGGAGGCUACUUCGGCGCUUACGGCCCGGGCCCCCACGGCGACGGCGCUCCACCAGGAUGCUCUGAGGAGGAGAACGCGACGCGGCGGCUGGGUCCGUACGUUCUCGGCACAAUCGCUCCGGACACGAGGGAGGGGGCCCUUGUCGGGCAGCGGUGGGACGAGGGGGAGGUGACGGUGGAGGCGGAGGGGCGCCGGUGGUCCCUGGAGCUGGAGGAGCACGAGCUGCUGCGGGAGAAACAGGCAGAGCAGCAGCAGGUGCAGCUGCAGCAGCAGAUACUGGAGCUGGAGAAGGUGAAGCAGAGGCGCCUGCAGGAGGAGAUGGAGUGUGAGCGCGUGGAGAUGCGCCUCCGCCUCGACCAGGAGAAGCGCCUGGUGGAGCAGGAGCUGAGCGAGCUGCACGGCAUGAAGCGGCGUCUCUUCCGGCGGCAGCAAGAGGAGCACCGCGAGCAGUUGUCCCUGCAGCAGGAGCAGAUGGUCCACCACCACGUGCAGAUUGACAAGAUCAAGCAGCUGCAGACGCAGCUGCAGCAGCAGCUGGAGGAGCAGAAGAUGAUCCAGGCGACCCCGCCGGUCGCCUCCGUCGCUGCCGCCGCCGCAUUCAACCACAACGUGGGGCCGUGGUGGACGACGAGGGCCGGGCAAGAGCUCGGCGGGCCACGCUGGCCGGCGCCGGGACCGCACGAGGCCGGCGCCGGCGGCCGCGUCCCGCGCCGGCCCUCCCGGCAAAGCGUCGCCAGGCCCACGGCCGAGCUCUCGCUCUGCGAUGCCCGAGGGCGUAGGCCGCCCCGGCGGAGGAGCCUGGGGAGUGGCGGCGGAGGAGCGCGGUCAUCGUCAUACUGGGAGGAGGACGAAGAGAUGGAUAGCGAGGAGGAGCAGAACGUCGGCAGGGGAUCGGUCCGGCGGCCGUGGUUCGAUAGCGGCAUCCGGACUGACGACGACGGCGACGAGCGCCGGCGCUCGCGCCGCAACGGCGUGGACUGCGGCGUGCAGACGGACGAUGAGGACGGCCGUGGCGGCGCUGGCUGGGGCAGUUCCUCCCGGAGGAGGAGGGGUCGGAGCGUGAGGGCCAGUGGACCGGGUCGCGAGGCCGUCGUGGGCGACGGUUCUCCGCCGGCCCGCGUCUUCACAUCGAGCAUCGGCGUCCAAACCAGUGCCGACUGUUCGGUGCAAACGGAGCCGGCGCCGGGCACCGUCUCGCGGCGUGACCGUGACGACUUCUACGACAUCUCGAAGCCCGAGCGGACCCACUUGGGCCGGAGCUCCGGCUGCCAGACCGACGGCGACGGCGGGAGGCGGCCGGCACCGCUUGAGAUUGGGGCAGCCGGCUUCCAUCCCAGUGACGCCGGGGCUGGCGAGGCAUCGCCCCGUUCGCCCAAGCUGCUGUUCUCGCCCGUGUCACCGCUGGCGUGCGGCAAGCCACUGGACGCGCCGUUCGGCACCAGCGAGAGGCUCAACAAGGCGCACGUGUCACCGCAGAAGCACCUGCCGCCCACGCCGGCUGCGCGGCAGGGGCAGCAGGGGCCGCCCUCCCGGCGGCACGAGGAGGAGGAGGACGACGGAGCCGGGAGUCACCGUGGGCCCCAGCGCUCCAAGGCUGCGGUUGAUGGCCCCGGCACGGGCCGCAAGGUCAAGAGGACAUUGCCCAACCCUCCCAUGGAGGAACGGCCACCCACCGGGCCCGCCGCCUCAUCUCCGUCGCCGGCGCCAUCGGCAGCGUCGACGAGGAACGGCGUGCCGGGGGCAGGCGGACCCGACGGGCGAUCGGCGGCGCCGGCGGGGCCCGGUGUUGUGCCCGUGCAGCGCAAGCAAAUCCUGCGCGAGAUCGACGCGGAGUUGGAGCGGGUGGAACAUGACUCGGCGAAGCUGCGCCAGCGCCAGGAGGAGCUGGACGCCGAGGAGCGCGAGAUCGACGCCCGCAUGCGCAACCUGGAGCGGGGCCUCGGCCGCAAGGGGGAGAGGAACGGCGGCGGCGACGUUGGUGGCGCCACCGACCCCGGACGCUACCCCACAGCGCGUGCCCUGGGACUCGACGCCGGGCCGGCGGCGCCGCGCUUCUCGCCGGCGCGGCGCCAGCAGGAGGCGUGCCUCCCGGGACUUUACCCGGCACCGGCCGGCCCAGUCCCGCCUUGCCGAAUCUUCCCAUCGUCGUCCUACCUGGCUUAUCCGCAGCUGCGCCAGGCUGAUGGCGCGGAGGCGCCGGGGGGCUACGCGCCGUCGUCCGGCUCGCUCCCUCAUGCCAUCCCGACGGCCCCGUACCCCGGCCUCACAGCGCCGGCGCCGCAGCUCAAGGCCCGGCAAGCGUCGCUGGACCUGGAACCGAACCUCGAGACGAACUACGAGGUGGUGGCCGAAGAGGAGCUGCUGGGGGCGUUGCUGGCGCGUCGGCGCUCGGUGGCCCGUGGUGGCAGGGACGACGAUGGGCCGAGCAGCGACGCCGCGACGGUGCCGCUGCGCGACCUGGCUGCUGCCGUCGGCUUCGCCGCCAACUCGGACGCAUUUUAUGCCGACCUGGAGCAGAGCGUCCCGCGCAACUACGAGCUCAUCGACGACAUCAGCGAGCUGACGAGGACGCCGGCGCCAAGCGUCGUCGCCACGGGCGACCCCUUGCAGUGCCGGCAGCGCCGCCGGCCGCCCGAGCGCGAGCCGCCGUUCGGCAGGAGGCCGUACGGGGCCGACGCGGAAUUCACGGACGACGCCUACGAGCAGAACCUGCCGAGGAACCUGGCGCGGUUCUACCGGGGCGACGGCAACAGCGGGGAGCCGCUGGGGGCCGUACGGGCCGAGCCGCGGCAUGCCGAGGAGAGGCCCGGGCACAGGCCCGUCUCGAAGGCCUUCUCGUCGGCCGUCAUCUCCAAGCGCGGCAAGCACAAGCGGCAGCAGACCAUGGAGCAGAGGCUGGCGGCGGCUGCCGCCGGCGCCUUCGGGACGGGUGCCGACGCCGACAUGGGGUACACGGGCCGCUACGACGGCACACUCGCGUGGCCGGAGGAGAGGCCCCGGCGCCGGCACGGCGAUAUGGCCACGCCGCUCGGCGGCGUUCUCCUUUACGACGACGACGACGAUGGCGAAAUCGGCUACAACGGCUACGGCCCUCCCCUCCACGACUACGCCGAGCGUUACUCCUGCGACCCCAACGCGCCGCCGCCUCCGCCGCGCUUCCCGCCGCCCCGGCACCGCCGCGCCGACGGGGCCGGGGCGGUGACGCCGGGCGCCGACCGCGCCGGGUCUGGCCGGGCUCGCGAGCGUCCUCGGGCCGCCAGCCCCGAGCGGCGGGCCCGCGCGGCCCCCGAGUGGGACGAGGCGCCGGGUUCCGAGGUGCGGCGGCGGCCGACGGAGCAGGAGGCGCGCAGGCGGCAGCCGGGGAUGGGGGCCCGGCUGGAGCCCCUAAACCAGCGGCGCGUUGGCUUCCCCGGCGGGCAAGGUAACCGCUUCGCGUGCGACCGAAUGCGUGGAUGUCACCGCCACCGCCAUCAGCACCGUCGUCGUCACGACCACCGCCACGAUGAUCAUAAUCGUUACCAGAUGCACGAUCUGUGA